AUGGCGGAGGUGCUCACUUAUGAUGGCCGCGCCGUCGGGAUGGCCUUCUACUAUCCAGGCGGCGGGACGAUGCCGUGCCCUGUAUCAGGCACUGCGUGCUACCGCAACACGCCGGACGGGCGCUGCGCGUACUGUCGACUCCAGUCAUUCGAGAUGCACAAGGUGCCCCCACAGCACCAGCACCUCCAGCACCUCCUCCAUCGGCCGUCUACCAGCGGACCCGUUGCAUCUCGACAGCCUCCACUUGCACCCAAGGCUCCCAAACCUCCCAAAGCCGCCAAGGGUCCUGCUCCUCCCAUCAGCCCAUUCUACCCUCCCGGUGCCAGCUUACAGAAGGACCGUCCGAAGAAUCCCGUUCAAACAGGCGUACUCAAGCGCCGCGGCCCGUUUGGCAAGAAGGUCGUCGUGCUACCGCAAGCGGCCGCGCCGCCCAACGACCCGCUCGACUGUGACGGUAUCCGGGCCUGGCGCGCCGAGUCGGCCAUGAUGGCCCAGACGCGCGACAAGCGGCGGCUGGACGAGCAGAUGUGGUACAUCAACCACCUGCCGCCGCACCUGCGCGAGCAGAUGCUGCAGGCGCUCCGGACGGAAAACCAGCCGCCGCCGAUGGGCAUCGUGCUGCCACCAUCGCGAGAGGGCGUAGAAACCUUCGCCCGUGCUUCUGCCAUUGAAUAA
Apiotrichum porosum is the source of this 675-nucleotide messenger RNA. RefSeq lists its product as uncharacterized. The transcript has 4 exons. NCBI's taxonomy places the organism in Eukaryota, Fungi, Basidiomycota, Tremellomycetes, Trichosporonales, Trichosporonaceae. Bases 1 to 675 code for a protein of 224 amino acids. The record is from RefSeq and is a predicted model, not a curated record.